This is a messenger RNA of Anopheles coluzzii, 3005 nucleotides long. RefSeq lists its product as uncharacterized. The record is from RefSeq and is a predicted model, not a curated record. The transcript is spliced from 11 exons. Bases 85 to 2886 code for a protein of 933 amino acids. Gene Ontology annotation, molecular function: serine-type endopeptidase activity. NCBI's taxonomy places the organism in Eukaryota, Metazoa, Arthropoda, Insecta, Diptera, Culicidae. Gene Ontology annotation, biological process: proteolysis.
UUUCAGUUUGAAUACACAGUGAUUAAAAUCUAGACGAUGGAUGUUAGUCUCAUCUCGGCGCUUGGCUGUAACUGACGAGUAAUAAUGGGCUGCGUGUAUUUAAUACUGCUUGUUAGUUUGGUGAGAGCUACUGUUGCGGAUCUCUAUCCAGUACUGUCGGGUUUGGAUGAAGAUCUACCGGAGAAUUCUUUUAUGCCGAAUGAGCGAGCUACAAUCGAUGACUGUCACUUACGUCACUACAGGCAUGGAAACACUGGUAUAGUAGGACCGGCGUUUGCUAAGCCGGCCUUUUUAACGGAGUUUGCACACAUUGGAGCCAUCGGUUGGACUCAACCGGACGGCAAGAUUAUAUGGGGUUGUGGUGGCUCAUUGAUAUGGAACAACUUCAUUAUCACCGCCGCUCAUUGCACAGCGAAUGAUGAUAAUGUUUCCCCAGAUGUAGUUCGCUUCGGAGAUCUGAACAUAUACAGCGAUGAAGAUGAUAGGUACGCACAACAGUUAACGAUCGUGAGCAUCAUUCGUCAUCCCAAGUACAGUUUUAGUGCCAGAUAUUAUGACAUAGCGCUGAUGAAGUUAGACAACAAUGUCUCUGUGCACGAGACAGUUGCACCCGCUUGUCUAUGGCUAGACAAAGAAGUCCGGUUUAAGGAACUAGAAUCAGCCGGAUGGGGACAGACAGGAUUUGGUGAAUCUCCAACACCCAUUCUUUUAAAAAUUACUUUGAAACCGAUGAGCAAUGAGAAUUGCACCGAACAUUACACAUCCACUACCGUUCGAGGCUUGCAAAGAGGGCUUGAUCAGCAUCAUAUUUGUGCUGGAGAUGCUAAGAUGGACACAUGUUUGGGUGAUUCUGGAGGUCCUCUUCAUAUACGGCUACAGCAUAAUUACAAAGUAACGCCUUUCCUGGUAGGCCUAACCUCAUUUGGGCGACCUUGUGGACAAUCUCACCCAGGAGUGUACACCCGGAUAGCACCGUUUCGCUCAUGGAUUGUGGAAACACUGCAGAAAAACGGACUGACAGGACUGAGGAACAGUGACUUUGAUCCUGCCGACUGUGCUUUACGUCACGUUGCAAUACGACAGUUGGAUAUUUCGAACGUCGUAACUAACCAGUCCGGUGUGUUCGAAUCAUUCGAUAUACAGCGAGAGUAUAUUUCGCGCGAUUAUGUAGGGGAAAAAGUGCAGCUUAAAUGGCCUGAUACACUUACACCCCAGAAAAACAAUUGUAUGGGCUCCAUUAUUGAUCACAACAUAGUAGUUACGUUGGGUGAUUGUACCUCGCAUGCAGGAUUGCAACCAUCGCAUGUAUUACAUGCUGAAAGAACCGACAUUUGGGUACGGGACACUCCAGUUCUAGAUGAAAAGUUGUACAAUGUGAUCGAGAUACACUUGCAUCCAAACUAUAUUAACGGUUCCUACUACAACAAUAUAGCGAUCUUAAAGAUCGAUCGAUCAUUUAACACUCUACCGGCUUGCAUUUGGAAUGCUCCAAAUCUACCAGAUCCGUUGAUCGAAGUAGCAACUGUUGGGAGAGUUGACUUGAUUAUAUAUCAGUACAAAGGAAACACCAUAUAUGAUCCCAGCUAUGCGUCGCUAACUCCCCGAGUUUACGCAUACGACAAUACAAACUGUUUACUUGCAGAUCAAUAUAAAAAAAAUCUGGUCGAAGGACUUGCACAUCAGCACCUGUGCUUUGGUAAUGACCCAUUUCUGGUGCCUGAAGUGUGUAACCUUACCAGUGGUGGACCGCUUCAACGUUCAGUUUUUCGCCUUCAACACCAUUACAAGCAUGUGUACGGAAUUAGCCUUUUUGGAAGAGAUUGUGGUUACGGCGAACCUGCAGUAGCUAUUCGACUGCAUGCUCAUAUGAACUGGCUAGAGUCGGUGCUUUUACCCGCCAAAUUGCCAAGCCAAAAUUCUCACUCUCUAGAUGCUGUUCAAUUCAUCAACUCCGAUCUGGAAUUGUUUGAUCGCUGUGAUUUUUACGAUGAGUCGGUUGGACUUUGUGUUCCCACUGAACGUUGUAGACGAGUUCGGCAACGCUUAGAACAAAAUGAAGCCAUGAUAUUCUGUGGGAAUGGGACGAUCAUAUGCUGCCUACCUAAGGACGUCUUGGAUGAUGAACAGCUGCUUAACGAUGAAGAUCAACAGUUAGAAGAUUGUGAAAAUCGUUUCGAGUCAUUCCGUCGGCGAAAUUUUCUUAGUAGUGCGGAGCAGCCUCAACCGACGCCACAUAUAGCGGAGGUAGUUUGGAUGAAUGAAAAGACUGGUGCUCAAUAUACACUAUGUUUGGGUUAUCUCAUAACCACUGGAACUGUAAUUACGAGCGCUGCGUGCACCGAGAUUGUAAACCGCAAACCCAAUAUGUUGUUAUUUGGUACCAUCCGGAGUCAAUAUGAAGAUUUUCCUAUUCGAGCACCAAUUGCAACUAUUAUUCGCCAUCCACAGUAUGAGUCUGCUACAGGAGCAAAUAAUCUUGCUCUAAUAAAACUAAGCGAUCCCAUAAAACCCACCGCAGCGAUCUUCCCCGGUUGUUUGUGGAGAAACAAAACACACACACCGUUGGUGGCAACACUACAGACCUUUGUUCAAUCACAACUACGGCAAUCAUCGGUGCAUCCCGUCUACGAUUCUGAUUGCAAGCGGUACGUAAAAACGUCAUUGCACGGUGGGGAAUUUUGUAUGCAUUCUACGACCUCGCAAUCAACAAACACAGCAGGUCUUAUCGUUUGGCGCGGAAAAGGAACCAAAAACGCUCCGGUUGAGUAUUUGAUCGGGGUAUACAGCCGCGGUGGCAACUAUGAAGCUGACGAGCCGCUGAUUAAUAGCCGUAUUUCGGAAUAUGUUCCAUGGAUAAUAGAUAACCUUUACACUGAAUCAGUCUAAUGAGAGCAUUUAUGCUUCUAAUAAAACUAGCAGUUUUUAGGUGAUUCUCUUAAUCUUAAGCAAACUAUCGCACAAUAAAAAAAUAGUCAUUGUAUAUGUGAAAAUGACUGAAAUAUUUA